AUGGUUAGCGCCACUACUGAUGUGAUUUUGAUCUGCACACUUCUGUCUCUCACCGACCCCGUGCCCAAAAUAUCAGCUGAACCUCGUGAAUGGUCACUGCCACUGGAUCUGACAAAACAUGUCGAAAAUUCUGAGUCGCUGCCACUGGAUCUGACAAAACAUGUCAAAGAUUCUGUCGUGGAUCAGCUAGAUUCUACAACCGAGCUCCUACAACAGUUUGAGCGGUUUAUAGUGGACUACGGGAGGAGUUAUGCGUCGCUGGCGGAGAAAAUGAUGCGGUUCGAGAUUUUUAAAGAAAAUUUGCAAAGAAUUAAGGAGUUGAUGGCCAAUGAGAGAGGAAGUGCCAGAUAUGGUGUGGGCCCUUUCGCUGAUAUGUCCGCUGAUGAGUUCAGUCGGAAGUACUUCAGGAGGGGAGGAUCGGACCCACUACCCCGCGAGCAUUCAGUCCAGAGGCGCACACCUGGGAGGUUUGGUGCCGUCAACACGAAAGACCCCUCCGAAAGAAGGAGUCGCAAAAAGAUAACACAGAAAAAUAUCGAUCCGUUCCAAACCGACCCCACCCCCAUAAAAUUCUCCAACCCCGCUGAUAAGCCCCCUUCCGGCUUUAAUCCUGCAAACCCUGCUGUCACGUCUUCUUCAACCAACCCGAAACCAGCCAGCUUCGCCGUCGCAUCUUCUUCAACCGGCCAGAAACCCGCUACAUCUGCCGUUGCGCCUCUUUCAACCGGCCAAAAACCCGCUGCCCCCGUCUACGUCCAAGAUCGCGUAACCGGCCAAAUCUUAUCUAUCAAACGUCAUCCCGUAACCGGCAAACCAGUCAUCGCCGUGCCGCAUCCUUUAGGCGGCCCAGGACCUAUUUCUGGAGCUUCGCGCCCUGUGAUUGGCGUAAAACCAUUGACAAUCAAGCCUCCUGAAAGAUGUCUCAGUAGAACUGGAUCUUGCAAGAUCAAAUCUCCUAGUUUUAACUAUGAUAAGAACUCGCCACCUGGUGGCAGAACCCCGAAAGUCACCCCAAAAACGCAAAACGUACCGAGAGACGUGCAUUGGAUAGAGGGCGAGUUUUAUCCUCCGCCCGAGAAUCAGAAUAUCGUAAAUACCGAGUGCGGAACAUGCUGGGCCUACGCGAGCGCCGCUGUCAUGGAGAUUCUUGUAUCUAAGAAACUACGGCAAAUUAUUCGGUUCUCUAAGCAACAGUUGAUCGACUGCGUGAUAGAGAACUACGGAUGCGAUGGUGGCGAUCUCAAGUUUGCCCUUACGUAUAUCAUGGAUGAAGGGCUUGCUCUUGAAAGGGACUAUCCAUUCACAGGAAAGGACGGCGAAUGCAUGAACGUAACCGAUAAAUACAUAGUUAAAAUAAGAGAAUUACAGCUCAUGAAUACUACGAAUCUAAUCAGAUCGGGUUUGAAAAAUUUCUCUCCGCUGGCUACGUACUUCUACGCCCCAACUGGUCUUGAGCUAUAUGAAGGGGGAGUGUUGGAACCACCGCCAGAAGAAUGUCAAGAUAUAGAGAGACUUCAUGCGGCCGUGAUAGUCGGGUACAACGGCGAUGAGUUACUUAUGCGGAACUCUUGGGGGCCGGAUUGGGGUGAGAAGGGUAACUUUUGGAUCAAAGCUGGACUAUGUGGGCUUGGAAACGAAACGUAUGCAAUAUCCGAGUGGAUGAAUUUGGCGGUUUAAGUUUUGUUGAGGGGACAUCAAGAAAAGUAGCGUGGUCCAUGAAUUUGUGCUUUUUUUUCUCUGUGGUCAAAGGGGGCGUUGCUUUGCUGCGAUACCUCGCGCUAACUUAAGUGGCGCUGUUUAAUUAUAACCGUGACUAAAAAUUUAGAAAUAAGUAUGAGAGAAAUAAAAAGAUUAAAUUAUGAAAAUAA
Molecule: messenger RNA, 1868 nt
Organism: Bemisia tabaci
Lineage: Eukaryota; Metazoa; Arthropoda; Insecta; Hemiptera; Aleyrodidae
Source: RefSeq, a predicted model, not a curated record